AUGGCCGUAGAUCGAACGGAAGACUAUCGCGAUGCGGUGAAGUCUCUCGCAGUGCGACUUGGGUACGAUCAGGCUCGCCUGGCGCAGGUCUCAUCUGCCAUGAUGCUCAAACCCACCUCGGGGGGCGGCGAAGCUUCCACGAAGGACGCCUUCGCCAGGCUGGCAUCUGACGUGCUAUCAGACGAACGUGCUCUGCAUUCCGUCCUAAUGAGUGAGGGGCGGGAAUACUGCAGUGCUGCUUCGGACCAUGUCGUUGGGCACGCCGUGAUGGAGAGACGGCGAGACGCCUUUGAAGCAAAGGUGGGCGGCAUGGUGAAGGAGUGCAAGGAGGGGAUCGAGGCUCUGCGACGCAGAUUGCCUCCACCAGGAGGGGCAGCGGGGCGGAACGCUCAAUUGACAGCGCAUCAGCAUGGCGUGGUUCUCAUCCUAACGGAGCACCUGCAGCUGCUCUCCUCCACGUUUGAGCGCCUGAGAUCAACCAGGCUGCAGCGGAUGCUGGCAGACAGCCAGAGGCAGAGGCAAGGGGGAGGGCCGGGCGGAGGACAGGGCACAUUAGGGAAGCAGGGACGGAUACAUGCUCUCAAGGGGGUACGGGAGAAUGGAAGGGACGGAGGGGAGCAGGGCGGGGGGAAGGGGUGGCAGGAACGGGGCGGCGAGCAGCAGGGGAGGGGUGGUGAGCACGAUAGGGGGCGAGAGCAGGGGCAAGAGCGGGGCCGCGAGCAGAUGAUGCAGGAUGCAGAGACGGUGGCGUUGCAGGAGGAGUUGAGGGGGUUGCUGAGCAGCACGGCACAGACAGAGGCGAGGGUGAUGGAGCUGGCGGCUCUGAACCACCUGUUUGCCGUGCACGUGCUGCAGCAGAGCGAGCAGGUUCACCAGCUGUACGCUGAGGUGAGGGCUUUCCUCAGGAUAGGUUUCAUAGAGAGUAGUGAGUCAGCUAUUAUUAUUGCACGUGCUGUGGCGGAGCGAGCAGGUUCAGCAGCUCUUCUGAGGGUUGUACACAGACAGUGUAAGAAUCUGAACCACCUGUUUGCUGUGCAUGUGCUGCAGCAGAGCGAGCAGGUCCAGCAGCUGUACGCUGAGGCAGUGGCAGCAUCAGAGAGAAUAGACAAGGGCAACAAGGAGCUGAAGAAAGCAGCGUCCCACGGCAGCAGCCAGCGUACCUUCCUCAUCCUCUUCUUCUUUGUGCUGCCGCUCUCACUGCUCUUCUAUGAUUGGUACGAUCGGCGCCAACGGUUUGGAUUCGGGCUUUGGUAG
Closterium sp. Naga37s-1 is the source of this 1254-nucleotide messenger RNA. The record is from the annotation of a GenBank genome assembly. NCBI's taxonomy places the organism in Eukaryota, Viridiplantae, Streptophyta, Zygnematophyceae, Desmidiales, Closteriaceae.